Dreissena polymorpha is the source of this 2519-nucleotide messenger RNA. RefSeq names its product solute carrier family 28 member 3-like. The record is from RefSeq and is a predicted model, not a curated record. The transcript has 13 exons. NCBI's taxonomy places the organism in Eukaryota, Metazoa, Mollusca, Bivalvia, Myida, Dreissenidae. The coding region runs from base 16 to 1995 and encodes 659 amino acids. Gene Ontology annotation, cellular component: membrane. Gene Ontology annotation, biological process: nucleoside transmembrane transport. Gene Ontology annotation, molecular function: nucleoside:sodium symporter activity.
AAAUUGGAGCUAGCCAUGACGGACACAAUUCAAUUGAAAUAUAAUAAACGUUGUAAUGAAUUAGGGGAAAGUGAAGAUGUAAAUGGAAAAUUGAACAUUGCAUUCAAGGCAGAUGUUGAGACCACUGUAGACGGAAAAUUUGGAUACGAUUCCAAUGCGACUCUGACCGAAAAGAAAGGGUUGCCAGAACAGGAACAUGUAACGGCCGGAGACGACGUGACUCGGUAUGAAGACGACAGUGAUGAAGAGGACGAGGAAGAAUACAGCAGAUAUGCGCGAUUCGUGAACAACAUCCAGUCCAGUGUGGGGUUGGCGUUUAAACAGCACUCAACUGCAAUAUGGACCGCAUUUGGCAUCCUAGUAUCCGGUCUCUACACCGCCUACUUUCUUUACGCCAUGAUUAAAUUCUUCGACCCCAAAGAUGAGGCCAUGGUACGGUUGCUAUGGCUUAGCGUGCUCGUGGGGGUGCUCGUUAUUUACAUGGUGUUUUGGACCCGGCUCAGUAAGGCGUGCUUCGGAGAAGUGUCUUGCAUGGAGAACUGCAGCCCCGCGACCACCAAGAGACUGAACAAUGCAAUCUACUGGUUCUUUGUGAUCGGCACGGUCAUUUUCGUGCUAGUGUAUGUGGUGGUAGAGGUGGCGAUGAAGAGACCAGACAAUCUGAGGUCGGCAGCGGGAGUCGCCGCCUUCAUUCUUAUCUUCUACGUCUUCUCCUACAGGCCCGCACAGGUUCAGUUCCGGCCGGUGUUCUGGGGCCUUGCACUGCAGUUUUACUUCGCCCUUCUCAUCCUGCGUACCACGUGGGGCUAUAAGGCCUUCCAGUGGCUAGGGGACCGGGUCAGUGAGUUCCUCGAGCACACGGACGCAGGCUCCAAGUUUGUGUUUGGGGCUGAGACAUACACUAUGCACUACUUCGCUUUUAAGGUGUUGACGGUCAUAACGUUCUUUAGCUCGAUUAUUUCGAUGCUCUACUACUUGGGGGCGAUGCAGUUCGUAAUCAGGAACAUCGCCCGCUUCCUCGCUUUCUGUCUCGGCACCUCGCCAACAGAGAGUUUAAACGCGGCGGCAAACAUUUUCAUUGGUCAAAGUGAAGCGCCGCUGAUGAUACGACCAUUCAUUCAGGCGAUGACCAAGUCUGAGUUGCAUGCCGUGUGUACCGGGGGCUUUGCCACCAUUGCUGGCUCGGUGAUGGCUGCGUAUAUCAAUAUGGGAGUUCCGCCAAAUCAUCUGCUGUCGGCAUCAGUAAUGAGCGCUCCCGCUGCCCUCGCCAUGGCCAAACUGUUCUGGCCGGAAACAAAAAAGUCAAAAACACGUGCGGAAGACGUUUACAAUGUGAAGAAAGGCACUGAGCACAACAUCAUCGAGGCUGCCAGCAACGGAGCCGCCGUGUCCAUCAAGCUUAUCGCCAACAUCGCUGUCAAUCUCAUCGCCUUCAUCGCCAUCUUGCAUUUCCUCGACGCGACCUUGACCUGGUUUGGACACAGAGUCAAUAUCAACGAUCCUCCGCUUACUUUCUCGUUAAUCUGCUCCUACGUGUUCUACCCGAUUGCGUGGCUCCUCGGCUCCACUAUCGAGGACGUCUUCAAGGUGGCCAGUCUCAUUGGAACGAAAACCUUCCUCAACGAGUUCGUGGCGUAUACCGAACUUAGCGUUUACAUCAAGAACAAGGGCACCUACGACGAUUACAUGGGGAACGCUACUGCCGCCAAUGUCACGGUGCAUGUGUCCUACAAGAACGAUGAUCUCAUACUCGACAACAGCACCACACUGGUCGGCGGUCUGCUCUCUGACAGGUCAACUGUUAUCGCGACGUAUGCUCUGUGUGGCUUCUCCAAUUUGUCGUCUAUAGGAAUCAUGAUAGGGGCUCUUGGGGCAAUGGCCCCUAACCGGAAGGGCGCCAUAACCCAGGUCGUUGUGAGGGCCAUGAUAGCCGGAAAUGUGGCGUGCUUUAUGACCGCCUGUAUUGCUGGACUUCUGUAUGACGGGAAUGAGUGACUCGUGUGUCUCAAAACAGUUUGCCUUAACCUGGACAGACUAUGGGCCAAGAAAUAGAAUGCAAUAGAGCGGAGAAUUAUCACAUUAUUUGCAUAUGAAUACUUAGUUGUGUAGGACUGAAUAGUGUGGUUCAGGGAGAUGCUGUAUGUGUCACUUUCAAUUUUGACAUCGAAGUUUUUCAUGUUUAGUAUUAAUUUGACUUGUACUUAUCAUAUAUCAAUAGGUUAACAUUUUGAUGUUUCCAUGAAUUCCCAAUUGUGUUAUCUCUUAUUAUUUGGAAUUCAUACACCAGAACAUCUAAAUUUUUGUUGCAUGUUGUAUAGCCCGAAAUAUUUAUUUUUAUUGUAUUUAAAUGAUGCAUUGACUCGUUGUGAUAUUAAAUGAUUACUAUCAUUAUUUUAAUAUCUUGUGCUCAUGUUUGUAAUAUCGUUUUACGUUAUAUUAUCGAGUAUUUUUACUGCAUAAUGCUUGUUAUUUUUCUCAGAUCUGAAAAUAUUUUGUUAACAUUAAAAUAUCUCCACGUG